This is a messenger RNA of Penaeus vannamei (Pacific white shrimp), 1950 nucleotides long. RefSeq names its product cryptochrome DASH. Gene Ontology annotation, biological process: photoreactive repair. Gene Ontology annotation, molecular function: damaged DNA binding; deoxyribodipyrimidine photo-lyase activity; FAD binding. The record is from RefSeq and is a predicted model, not a curated record. NCBI's taxonomy places the organism in Eukaryota, Metazoa, Arthropoda, Malacostraca, Decapoda, Penaeidae.
CGGCGGGCCAUUCACACGUGCCAGAGGGAAAGGAGGUCUAGGUACGAGCAGACGCGUUUCUACAUUCCUAAUUAUUUUGUCAUAAGACCGUCUGAAGUAACAGUGAAGUCAAGUUAUAAAUCUGAAGGGUGGAUAUUUGUAACGGAAGGAAGGUCUAUUCAUAUGAUUUCGUGUAGUAGGAGCGUCGGCGGGAGAGUGUUAAAGCUUCAGAGGAACCAUUUUCACCAGAACGUUACCAAACUUCGUGAGGCAUCCAGUAUCAAAGUUACACCUGGGAAGAUGGUUGCUACAAACAAAUCUGUUGCCUUUUGCUGGUUAAGGAAUGACCUUCGCUACCAUGAUAAUGAGAUCCUGACAAAAGCAAAUAUCAAUGCAGAUCAUGUGGUUCCAGUUUACUGCUUUGAUCCGAGGCAUUUCAAAGGCACCUAUCACUUCGGAUUUCCCAAGACAGGACCUCAUCGUGCAAAGUUCCUGAAGGAGAGCGUAGAGGACUUAAGGGCAACACUAAGGAACAGAGGAAGUGACCUGGUGGUGCGAAUUGGUAAACCAGAAGAGGUGUUACCUUUCCUGAUAAAGUCUGUUGCUGCUACUACUUCCCACCUUGUGUUCCAGGAAGAGGUGACGAAAGAGGAGAAAGAUGUCGAACGAAGCGUGCGUGACAGGUGUAAAGACGCAGGUGUUAAUGUGCACUCCUUUUGGGGUGCUACUCUGUAUCACAAGACAGAUCUGCCAUUCCCCAUCAAUAAAGUCCCAGACACAUACACCAACUUCCGUAAAGCAGUAGAAGCCCAGAGCCGAGUCCGUGGCGUGUGUAAUAUGCCUGACAAGUUGAAACCAUUGCCUGAGAAUCUCGAUUUGGGAGAAAUCCCCACACUCUCUAAACUAGGAGUUGAAGAAUUGCCCAUGGACCAAAGAACUGCCUUCCCCUUCUCUGGGGGUGAGACAUCCGGUUUAGCAAGAGUCAAGAAUUACCUCUGGGAUACCAACAAUGUGGCCAACUACAAGGAGACAAGAAAUGGUCUCCUGGGUGAAGCUUAUUCCACAAAAUUCAGUCCAUGGCUAGCCCAUGGUUGUCUGUCUCCACGUUACAUCUUCAACGAGAUCAAGAAAUAUGAGAGCCAGAGAGUUGCUAACAAGAGCACAUAUUGGGUGAUAUUUGAAAUGAUUUGGAGAGACUAUUUUAGAUUUGUGUGCAUGAAAUUUGGAGACAGGGUAUUUUACCCCUCUGGAAUCAUGGGAAAGAAGGUCCACUGGAAGAGGAAUGCGCAGCUCUUCGAGAUGUGGAAAGAUGGAAGAACUGGAGUCCCCUUUGUCGAUGCAAACAUGCGAGAGCUGAAGGAGACUGGGUGGAUGAGCAACCGUGGACGUCAGAAUGUAGCCUCCUUCCUUCUCAAAGACCUGGGUCUUGACUGGAGACUUGGAGCCGAGUGGUUUGAAUCUCAGUUGCUUGACCAUGAUGUGUGCAGUAACUAUGGCAACUGGAACUACGCAGCAGGGAUUGGGAAUGACCCGAGAGAGAACAGGAAGUUCAACAUGGUCAAGCAAGGAUUGGAUUAUGAUCCUGAGGGUAACUUUAUACGCGUGUGGGUCCCAGAACUCAAGAACAUUAAGAAUGCAAGAAUCCACACCCCGUGGAAGAUGAACAUUGCAGAAUUGACAAAUGCUGGAGUCUCCUUAGGCGAAGAUUAUCCCAAACCUGUUGUCAUAGCACCAGAAUGGGGACGCCAUGAUCACAAAAUGAACAACAGCAACAGCAACAAGAAACAGAAAGGCAGCUGGAUGCCACCAGGCCAGAAGCGCGGAAUAGAUUUUUAUUUCAGUGGAAAUGGAAAGUAACCAUAGAUUUUGGAGAAUUAUUUUAUUUACAUUUUUAUUUAUUUACAAUUUUUAUUUAUUGUGUAGAUGUAUUCAAUGUACCCUACUUUAUAACAAUAAAACCCCUUUUUUAUC